Molecule: messenger RNA, 1825 nt
Organism: Diabrotica balteata
Lineage: Eukaryota; Metazoa; Arthropoda; Insecta; Coleoptera; Chrysomelidae
Source: the annotation of a GenBank genome assembly
UAUCAGUAUACACUUAGAAUAAUUAAUAACUGGUUAUCAAACAAAGCAAUAACUAUGAAUAAAGUCACAGCCACAUCAAUUUUAUAUUUAUACAAUCUUUUGAUCAAAUCUUUCAGCAUAUGUUCAGUUUUACUCGAAGCAUAACAUUCAUUUCUAAUAAUGGAGAAGUUAAUUAUAUUUUUGUUAACGUUAAUAUAUGUGACUUUUGUGCAGUGUUAUAUAGAGAAACCUGGUCCUAGAUAUCCCCCAACUAAAGGAGAAAUAUGGCCGAAGCCGUCUUAUCAGAUAAAAAAUGAAAGUUUCUUUUUACUUGAUCCUCAAACUUUUGAAAUAAAGACAACAAGAUACACAUGUUCACUGAUUAAAGAUGCCAUCGUAAAUUAUGAAUACCUUAUUACAAAAGGGGGAGUGUCUGAUAGCAAUAAAAUAAAGCUACAGAAGAAUAAACUAGAAAAGACGUGGUUGCAAGAUCCAGCAUAUUUGGGAGUUUUUAAUAAACUUGAGGUACGACUUGAUAUGCCAUGUGAUGGGAAUGAAUAUCCAUCAGAGAACAUGAUGGAAGCUUAUACAAUUAGGGUGUCCGAACAUGAAAAGCUAAUUAACUCAUCCUCAGUUUGGGGAAUUCUCAGAGGUCUAGAAUCAUUUUCCCAAAUGGUAUAUAUAGGCGAUAAGGGAUUGUCGCUGAGAAUUAACAGAACUUUUGUAGAAGACAUUCCUAGGUUCUCUCAUCGUGGACUUCUUUUAGAUACAUCACGGCACUUCCUCCCACUGGAAAGUAUUUUACUUACAAUUACCGCAAUGUCAUACAAUAAAAUGAAUGUAUUUCAUUGGCACAUAGUAGACGAUCACAGCUUUCCUUACAGUAGUAAAAAAUUUCCAGAACUAAGUGAAAAAGGAGCAUAUACCCCUUAUCAAGUAUAUUCAUAUGCAGAUAUACAGACUAUAAUAGAACAUGCUAGAUUAAAAGGCAUUAGAGUCAUUCCAGAAUUUGAUACUCCAGGACACACAAGAUCUUGGGGCGUAGCUCAUCCCGAAAUAUUAACUGCUUGUGGAGGAGAACUUACAGGAAACUAUGGGCCCAUCGAUCCGACUACGAAUACGACUUAUGAAUUUCUUAACGAUCUAUUUACAGAAAUUCAUGAAACUUUUGCUGACAGAUAUAUUCAUAUUGGUGGUGACGAAGUAGGAUUUGAAUGUUGGGGAAAUACUUCCAAAAUUGUUGACUACAUGAAAGAAAAAGGUAUAACAAGUUUUGAAGAUUUGGAAAGUUUUUACAUUAAAAAAGUCAUUGAUAUGAUAGACAGUUUACAAUAUCAAUCUAUUGUAUGGGAAGAAGUAUUUACAAAUGGCGUUGAACUCCCUAAAAACACAGUUAUUCAAGUAUGGAAAGAUUUCUGGAACAUAACAUUGCUUAAUGUUACAUCCUCCAACAGGCACGCUAUCCUUUCUUCAUGUUGGUAUCUAGACAAUAUCAAAAGUGGCGGAGAUUGGUUAAAAUUCUAUGAUUGUGAUCCGCACUCUUUUACAGACGAUCCUAUAUUGCGGUCUUUAGUAAAGGGAGGUGAAGCUUGCAUGUGGGGGGAGGUCGUAAACCAAUACAAUGUAAUUUCAAGAGUAUGGCCAAGAACUUCAGCUGUUGCUGAAAAACUUUGGUCACAAUGGGAAGACAAAUAUGAUGAAGACGAAGUCAAAAGGCGACUGGAGGAACAUACAUGUAGAAUGAACAGACGAGGGAUUGCAGCUCAGCCACCUAAUGGUCCUGGUUUUUGUUAUUAACAUCGAUUUGUACAAAACUUUUUCAAAUAGAAAUUAAAUGGUUUCCCCA